Messenger RNA from Cyphellophora attinorum, 774 nucleotides. Its product is annotated as 60S ribosomal protein L10-A. The transcript has 4 exons. Gene Ontology annotation, molecular function: structural constituent of ribosome; RNA binding. Gene Ontology annotation, biological process: translation; ribosomal large subunit assembly. Gene Ontology annotation, cellular component: ribosome; cytosolic large ribosomal subunit. The record is from RefSeq and is a predicted model, not a curated record. NCBI's taxonomy places the organism in Eukaryota, Fungi, Ascomycota, Eurotiomycetes, Chaetothyriales, Cyphellophoraceae. Bases 1 to 774 code for a protein of 257 amino acids.
AUGGCUCCCAAGAAGGCGAAGAGAGAUGCGAACAGUAUCAACGCCAAGUUGGCCCUGGUCAUCAAAUCCGGCAGAGUCACUCUGGGCUACAAGUCAACCUUGAAGUCGCUACGAACUGGCAAGGCCAAGCUCGUCAUCAUCUCCGGCAACACACCUCCUCUCCGCAAGUCCGAACUCGAGUACUACAGCAUGCUGUCAAAGACCAACGUCCACCACUUCUCCGGAAACAACAUUGAGCUGGGCACCGCUUGCGGCAAACUCUACAGAUGUUCGACCAUGGCCAUCCUCGAUGCAGGCGAUUCUGAUAUCCUUUCCGCCCAGCAGUACCUCGUCAAGAUCACCGGCAAGGAAGGUUUCCAUCUCCGUGUCCGCGCCCACCCAUACCACGUCGUCCGCAUCAACAAGAUGUUGUCGUGCGCUGGUGCCGAUAGACUGCAGACUGGAAUGCGUGGUGCUUGGGGUAAGCCCAACGGCACCGUCGCUCGUGUCAACAUUGGUCAGAUUCUCCUCUCAGUCCGCACCAAGGACAAGGAUCGGGCCACCGCUAUCGAAGCUCUCCGCCGCUCGAUGUACAAGUUCCCUGGUCGCCAAAAGAUCAUCGUCAGCAAGAACUGGGGCUUCACUCCUCUGCGACGCGAUGACUACAUCAAGCUCAAGCAGGAAGGUCGUCUUCUCCAGGACGGUGCCUAUGUUCAGUUCCAGCGCAACAAAGGCAAGCUCGAGCACAACAUUAAGCGUUUCCCGGGAGCGUACGAGGCGACGUCUGAGGCUUAG